Nothoprocta perdicaria is the source of this 2653-nucleotide messenger RNA. RefSeq names its product glucoside xylosyltransferase 1 (gene GXYLT1). Gene Ontology annotation, biological process: protein O-linked glycosylation via N-acetylgalactosamine. The record is from RefSeq and is a predicted model, not a curated record. Bases 37 to 1101 code for a protein of 354 amino acids. NCBI's taxonomy places the organism in Eukaryota, Metazoa, Chordata, Aves, Tinamiformes, Tinamidae. Gene Ontology annotation, molecular function: UDP-xylosyltransferase activity. The transcript is spliced from 7 exons.
AAGAGUUUGUCUGUAUCAGUCUGGAAUUCCUAUUGGAUGCUGCCCUCUGAUGUUUGUGGAAAGAACUGCUUUUGGGAAGCUGCUUUUAGAUAUGAUUAUAUGAAAACCCAUCCUCCUGAGAAAAUGCAUCUAGCCGUGGUUGCCUGUGGUGAAAGACUCGAAGAGACUGUUACUAUGCUGAGAUCAGCCAUGAUUUUCAGCAUCAAACCACUCCAGUUUCAUAUUUUUGCUGAGGACCAAUUGCACAAGAGAUUCCAGGACGUGCUUGAUGACUUCCCCUAUGAAGGAAAAGUAAACUACACAUUAUAUCCAAUAACAUUUCCAACUGAGAGUGCAGCAGAAUGGAAAAAGCUCUUUAAGCCAUGUGCUUCACAAAGACUAUUCUUGCCAUUAAUCCUGAAAGAUGUCGAUUCGCUAUUGUAUGUUGAUACUGACAUCCUAUUUCUGAGACCUGUGGAUGAUAUUUGGUCUUUUCUGAAGAAGUUCAACUCCAGUCAGAUAGCUGCAAUGGCACCAGAACACGAAGAACCUCGCAUCGGGUGGUAUAACCGCUUUGCUAGACAUCCCUUUUAUGGAGUCACUGGAAUAAAUUCUGGAGUCAUGUUGAUGAAUAUGACACGUAUUAGGAGAAAAUAUUUCAAGAAUGAUAUGACAACAGUCCGGUUACAGUGGGGAGAAAUUCUUAUGCCACUGCUGAAGAAGUACAAGUUAAACAUAACUUGGGGUGAUCAGGAUCUGUUGAACAUUAUGUUUUUUCACAAUCCAGAAAGUCUAUAUGUCUUUCCUUGCCAAUGGAACUAUCGACCUGACCACUGCAUUUAUGGGAGCAAUUGUAAGGAAGCUGAAGAAGAAGGUAUAUUUAUUCUUCAUGGAAACAGAGGUGUUUACCAUGAUGAUAAACAACCAACUUUUAGGGCUGUGUAUGAAGCAAUAAAAAAUUAUUCGUUUAGAGGUGACUUGGUUCAUUCCCUGCUGCAGCCCCUAGAACUGGAAUUACAGAAGACAACACAUACAUACUGUGGCAGAGUGUACAAAGUGUUCAUAAAGCAGCUAACGAAAAGCAUAAAAGAUUUGUAUGAUAGAAGAUCAAAGGGAAGGUGAUUCUUACUCCAAGCUGUUAACAGAAGAGACUGAAUAUACCCACUGUUCGACAGGUGCAGAAGGUCUAAUGUGGCUUGAAUUAGCUCUUACUGUGCCCACAAAGAAGUUUACCAGUAUGUAUAGAAAUGAAGAAAAUAUUUGUGCUAUGAAGAAUAAGAACUUUUUUCCUGCAAAAGUGACUUCUUUACUCUCUUGAAGUUUAAUCAUUGCUAAUGUUUAUGUUGGAUCUGAUGAGUUUAGAUAUUGCUGGCUCUUGUGGUCAGUAGUUUUAACCUUGCUUAUGCUUAAUGGUCAAAUGAGCAAGGGACGGAUGAGGAGGGCUGUGUUUGGAGAGUACCUCAGAUUGUCCAGAAUUCUGUUAAACUGUGAAAGUAGCAAUAAUCGAGUCAGCAGCACUAACCUCACUUUAAAAGCGUGAGCACGAAGUUGUUUACAAGUGCAGGAAGUACUUCUCAAAAAAUGUGAUAGAACCAUUGACAAUCUAGAUGUGCCUUUGGAUGUUCAUCUCUUACACAUGGAAAUACUGUUUUGACAAUCUUAUUUUACUUAACGUAAACUGCACACUAUACAUAGAGAAAUGAAUAAGUAGUGUGUGAUGCUGGUUUUUCUUGUCUGUAGAUACUAUGUCUUUGUUUUAAUAUACAGCGUUUGUUGCAGGAUCAUUGAGCCAUCUGCCCAAAUGAUAUGAUGGUUAAGGGGAUUUGGCUUUUAACAAAAAUGCAAGACAAAGUUUUUUCUUAUGAUAUUCUUAAAAAAAAAAAAAUAUGGUUUAAUAGCUUUAAAGGGCAUUUUUGGAAGUAGAGAGAACCCAUUGGAAACCUGUCUCUGUUUUGUUAUUAAGAAUUAUUCCGUGAUGCUUAUUAUGGAAUAUUUUGUACACUAAAGUGAAGAAUUGGAAUAAGAGAUCUGAGAGUUAAUCAGACUGUAUAAUGGAUUGGUUUCUUAACAGGUUUAUCCUGUGUGUUUUAAUACCAUGGCUUUAAAUUUGUCAUGGUGCAUGCACAUCUUCAAGUGCAUGAUUUCGUUAAUGCCGGUAGGGUGAUAGUGAUUUACAACAGACAAGAUUUAGGCUCCUUUUUAGGUUAUAUAAUAUAAAUUCCACAGAGAAACACAUGAAGAAAAAGACCAAGCUCCAGUGUAAGAGUAAAAUAUUAUUUAAAAUUGCAUGGUGUACUUGUAUACUUGAACUUAUUUCAGUUUGCUUGUAUACUAGUAUGUUUGACCUGAAGAACUGGGCUUGGGUAACCUAACAGAUGAAGUCCUCAUAAAGUGUUCUUCUGGAUUUCAGAUCUCUGCAUAGUGAGCAGUGAAUACGCUCUCACUGACUUGCACCUUCAACCCAACCCCAUCUGAGAAAAUGAAUUUCUGUGGCCAUUUCUUUGUCCAAAGCUGCCUGUCCGCAAUGAAUUGUAGAUCCAUGUGAGCUAGGUGUGUGCUUUAGUAGUAUAAAAACACACUAUGUUGUGAAGGCAGCUUAAUUUUGUUCCCAGACCCUGCUGGCUCAGGAUGUAAUUGUCUGGGAUAGAAAAUGGAAGACAGUCUAUCUUGCAUU